GAGCGCGCGCGCGAGGCUGCGGAGCCCGAGCGCAGGGCGGCGGAGGGAGGAGUGCGGGGCGCCCGAGCCGAGCCGUCCGGGAGCGGCGGCGGCGGCAGCAGCUCAGCCGCCGCCUCCGCUGCGCGCCGGGAGCUCGGCCUUCCGCGCAGCCGCUGCCCCGCCGAGCCGGACCCGGGCGCCCGGACGCGGUCUUCGCUCGCAGCCCUCUGCCUCCGCCUCGCGGUUCGGGGGCGGCUCGGGAGCUGCGCGCCUGGACGGGGCUCGGGGGUGCUGACGGCAGCCCCGGAGGCGGCGGGGGCGCGCUGCCCCCGGCGGGCGAGAGAGCAGCCCCUCCGGCCGCCCCCUCCUCCUGCCCGGCGGGGUCGAAGCUGUGCGGCCGGUGUCCAGGUGCUGGGCUUCCGGACCGACGCGGACCCCCUACCCCGCCCGCGGCCGCCCUGUCAUGCUGCCCAAAGUGGAGACGGAAGCCCUGGGACUGGCGCGCUCGCAUGGGGAACAGGGGCAGAUGCCGGAAAACAUGCAAGUGUCUCAGUUUAAAAUGGUGAAUUACUCCUACGAUGAAGACCUUGAAGAACUCUGUCCGGUUUGUGGAGAUAAAGUGUCUGGGUACCAUUAUGGGCUCCUCACCUGUGAAAGCUGCAAGGGCUUUUUUAAGCGAACGGUCCAAAAUAAUAAAAGGUACACAUGUAUAGAAAACCAGAACUGCCAAAUUGACAAAACACAGAGAAAGCGUUGUCCUUACUGUCGAUUUCAAAAAUGUCUAAGUGUCGGAAUGAAGCUGGAAGCGGUAAGGGCGGACCGAAUGCGUGGAGGAAGGAAUAAGUUUGGGCCCAUGUACAAGAGGGACAGGGCCCUGAAACAACAGAAAAAAGCCCUCAUCCGAGCCAAUGGACUUAAGCUGGAAGCCAUGUCUCAGGUGAUCCAAGCCAUGCCCUCCGAGCUGACCAUCUCCUCCGCGAUUCAGAACAUCCACUCUGCCUCCAAAGGCCUACCUCUGAACCACGCUGCCUUGCCUCCCACAGACUACGACCGGAGUCCUUUUGUGACCUCCCCCAUCAGCAUGACAAUGCCACCUCACGGCAGCCUGCAGGGGUACCAGACCUACGGCCACUUUCCCAGCCGGGCCAUCAAGUCUGAGUACCCAGAUCCCUACACCAGCUCCCCGGAGUCCAUCAUGGGCUACUCCUACGUGGACAGUUACCAGACCAGCUCCCCCGCCAGCAUCCCCCACCUGAUCCUGGAACUGCUGAAGUGUGAGCCCGACGAGCCCCAGGUGCAGGCCAAGAUCAUGGCCUACUUGCAGCAGGAGCAGGCGAACCGCAGCAAACACGAGAGGCUGAGCACGUUCGGGCUCAUGUGCAAGAUGGCAGACCAGACGCUCUUCUCCAUCGUGGAGUGGGCCCGGAGCAGCGUCUUCUUCCGGGAGCUCAAGGUUGAUGACCAAAUGAAGUUGCUUCAGAACUGCUGGAGUGAGCUGCUGAUUCUCGACCACAUUUACCGACAAGUGGUUCACGGAAAGGAAGGCUCCAUCUUCCUGGUUACUGGGCAACAAGUGGACUAUUCCAUCGUAGCCUCACAAGCGGGGGCCACGCUCAACAGCCUCAUGAGUCAUGCACAGGAGUUGGUCGCAAAGCUUCGUUCUCUACAGUUUGAUCAGCGAGAGUUCGUGUGUCUGAAAUUCUUGGUGCUCUUUAGCUUAGAUGUCAAAAACCUGGAGAACUUCCAGCUGGUGGAAGGUGUCCAGGAGCAAGUGAACGCCGCCCUGCUGGACUAUACCAUGUGCAACUACCCACAGCAAACAGAGAAGUUCGGGCAGCUGCUCCUCCGGCUGCCUGAAAUCCGGGCCAUCAGCCUGCAGGCCGAGGAGUACCUGUACUACAAGCACCUGAACGGGGACGUCCCCUACAACAACCUGCUGAUUGAAAUGUUGCAUGCUAAACGAGCUUAGUUACAGCCCCUAGGAGCGCGGCUUCCAAAACACAAAGGGAUGGGCGGCGGGGGAGAAGAACAAGAACAGGCAAAAAAAAAAAAAUACUCUGAAUGCCUCCAAACAACAUGAAUGAAACACUUGGUCUAAAGAUAUUGAAUUGAAUAAGGCGUCAUAAUCAAAUACUUAUAGCCAAUGAAUGAUGGAUCAGGGUAUUUGUACGGCAAACUGUGAAUCAAAGGCGUCACAUCCCCCAAAGGAUUCCGUACAGAAGACAUUGGAAUGGAGUGGCCUGAACUCACAGGUGGAUCCCAACACCACAUCAGGAGGAAAAGGGACAGAACCGUUCUUGUAUAUUGAAACUGAUCUCCGCCGUGAGGAAAUCUAGGACCUGAUCUCUGUUAUUCACUAGGCUUACACAGCGGGGGCUUUGAGCUUACGGGAUUCCUCCGUGGUAAAGCUGAACUGAAACCACUCUCAAGACUACAUCAGCUGCACGCAUCAUAGCCUUUCCCUCUUCCUUUCGAGGACGCAGCACCUUCUGUCGCCUGAGCACGGAAUCUGUGCUGAGGACUCGUGCUCGGCCACACCCAGUAGUAGCUCCACCAAAUCAUGAAAUGCCUAAUCUUGAAUGUCUGUGUCCUAAUCCUGCAAACAGCUAAUAAGAGCAGUCUAUGAAUAUGUUAGCUUUGCCAUUUUGACUAUGUUCUGGUUCGUUUUGUCAUGUGUUCAUGUUAAAAAAAAAAAACAACACAGGCAGUAUCCCUCUUCUGAUCUUAUAUAAGCAUUAAUUAAUAUUAAGGGCAGCGACUGCAAACUUGUAAAGCUUUAGCUUUCGCGUCGUUGGAUUUCAUAAACGUUUCCAGCGGAAAGGCUUGUUGGGGUUCAUCAGCCUUUUUAACCAUCGAGGUUUGUAGUUCACUAACAAAUACAACCUGACACGUGUUUUGCUGGGGUGUCAAAUAGUCACAGUUCUGAAUAGUUUGAAACAAACCUGAAGAGUGCUAAGCGAUGCAGCCUCAAGGAAGGGUGCGCAGAUAAACUGACUGGUGGCAGUCGGUCAUCCCCUAAACGCAGAGAGGAGACGGCGAUCUUUACGUGCGACCUGGGAAGAUAGUAAAGUGAUUCGGUUCUUCCCCUAAAGGGAAGGGCAGAGAGAGGCUGACCUUUCUCAGUCACGGACCAAAGUCUGCCGUAGAACAGAUACUGGAGGACACAGAACUGCAAAACAAGCUGCAGGCACCGCUGUCCGUGUUAUUCGCAGGCGAUGCCACAGAUACGGAAGUCUUGCCUUACUCCACAAUUCUCAAAGGUAGCUGUGCCGAUGCGGAUCAACAUUUGUGUAAAAUAAAGUAUUACUACUUUAAAGUCAAAUAAAAUAGAGUGUUUACAUUCUUUAGGUCCUCUGGGGGGAGGGGGAACUGUGAUAUGACGAAAGAGCUGAAGCAGUAACUUCCUUAAUGUUAUUUUUCUGAUUGGUAAUUAUUUUUAACAGUACUUAAUUAUUGUAUGUCGUGAGACACUAAAAUCAAAAGUGGGAAUCUCAUUUAGACUUUAAUUUUUUUUUUUUGAGAUUAUCGGCGGCACAAUCACUUGUAGAAACUGUAAAAAAAUGAAAGUAUCUCCUAGUCCCUUAAUUUUUUCAUAAAUGUUUCUGGCUUUUGAAUAGUUUAUUUAUAUUGUAUAUCAUAGUUUCAACUGUAGACAAUUAUGAUGCUAAUUUAUUGUUCCUUGGUUGUCUGAGAUGUAGCCAAGACUGAAGAAACCAAAUAUCUGUGUUUUAUUGUAGCAUGUCGGUUAGUGGAACAUAGUUCAGAGACAGAAAGGGAUCUAAAUGAGUUAAAAUCAUUCACUUGAUUAAAUGUCUGUAAAUCUUCAUAAUUCUUACUGUAGUUUAUUUAAUAUCUAAUGUAAAUUAUGUGACUUGUAACUUCCUCUGUUUCAAGUAAAUUUAACGAGGGUGGAGUCUUACCUGGUUUUUCUUUCCAAGCGUUGUAAGUUGUAUACCAAAGAUAUUAGUUAUUACUUCUGUGUGUACAAAGAGGAUUAUUUUAUUAUUUUUAAGAAUCGCCUCUAAUAGGCGUCCACGUGAAGGGUACCCAUUAGCUAAGCCGGGUGUCCGCGGCUUCCCCUGCAGAGCUUGGUCGCCCGUGUUGUCCCCAUGGCUCAGAGGACAACGGAAAGUAGCUGAUCAGUCCUACCCAAAGCAGGAAGCAGGACAGCAGCACCUGUGCUCUCCCCAGUGAAAAACCAAGUUGGAGGGAGAGAAAAGCCGUGUCGACCGUUAAGGAGAUGGUUCCGUCGGUGUAUGUGGAACGUGGGUGGAGGCAGUUUCGAGAUGUGGGCCUCGUUAUUUGGAGGGUCCUUAACAUUGCAAAGAAAAUUUUUUAAAUAAACACAUUGAUUCCCAAAGUCCAGGUUUUAUUUUACAUAUACAGCAUUCCCCACUGACUCUGACACGUAAGAAAUGUCACAUGUUGGUCUGUGGCUGACCUAGUACAUUGCACCACGAGAACAGUUAGCAAGCUGGGCAACACGGAGACGGCAGCCACGCUGCUGGUGGCGUCAAAGACAGAAGCUGAUGCACGGGACUGCCGCUCGGCGUCCGUGGCCCACGCGAAGCCCGCCGGCGAGCUUCCUCUGGGGUUCACCGUUGAGCGGGUGGCAACCAGACAUGGACUUAGCAACCGCUUUAUCAGCUGCAGGACUCACUAGUAAAAGCAGACUCAGAUACGAAGGUUUGGGGGUUGGCCUGGUUUGUUAUCGUUGGUCUGCGUUAUAAACGGACAGUCGGGCACGUCUGAAUAUCUGUCCCGCGGAUCGGAAGCCACGCGGUGUGUAUAGAGUGUGAGGUCGGUUCCGUGUUGAUGCCACUUACUGUAUCAGUGAAAUCAAACUGUCAUGUCGGUUCUUGCCAGGAAUUUCUCAACAAGAUGGAAUUUUUUUUUCAGUAUUUCAAUAAAUAUUGUUAUG
Messenger RNA from Hippopotamus amphibius kiboko, 4900 nucleotides. RefSeq names its product nuclear receptor subfamily 5 group A member 2 (gene NR5A2). The transcript is spliced from 7 exons. Gene Ontology annotation, cellular component: RNA polymerase II transcription regulator complex. The record is from RefSeq and is a predicted model, not a curated record. Gene Ontology annotation, molecular function: RNA polymerase II cis-regulatory region sequence-specific DNA binding; nuclear receptor activity; zinc ion binding. Lineage: Eukaryota; Metazoa; Chordata; Mammalia; Artiodactyla; Hippopotamidae. The coding region runs from base 443 to 1948 and encodes 501 amino acids. Gene Ontology annotation, biological process: tissue development; regulation of transcription by RNA polymerase II; hormone-mediated signaling pathway.